CUCAUCUGUAGCCCUGAAGAUACUAAAUGGUUGGAGUGAAAUAUCGGCCGUAAAUACAUUUUUUUUAGUUGCCACUGAAUCUCAUUAAUAACAACUUUAAAUGUCUUUCUGAUAAAGUAACUCAUGAAAUUUUAAAUAGGGAUGUAAGAUAUAUUUUUCAAUAUGGAUAUGAUGUUUGUUUAACAUAAUAAUAUCCUUAGCAUGUGAUAUGUUAUUUAAGUUCAGAAAUAUAUGAAUUAUGUUAAUGAUGCUAGCAGGAUUUUCAGAAAUAUAAAUAGGAUUAAAUUUGUCAUACCAGAGUAUCGCGUUGAUAUGAAAAAUAAAAAAAUUACCACUUAUGCAAAUUCUACUACACUUCCUGUUAAACCAUUAUGUUUCCAAGCCAAGAUACCGGCAACUUGUUAAACCAAGGUAAGCUGAUAAUAUGUGAUCUUU
Messenger RNA from Nezara viridula (southern green stink bug), 435 nucleotides. NCBI's taxonomy places the organism in Eukaryota, Metazoa, Arthropoda, Insecta, Hemiptera, Pentatomidae. The record is from the annotation of a GenBank genome assembly.